This is a messenger RNA of Phodopus roborovskii (desert hamster), 2110 nucleotides long. It is a transcript of the gene Rad9a, whose product is annotated as RAD9 checkpoint clamp component A. The record is from RefSeq and is a predicted model, not a curated record. Gene Ontology annotation, biological process: DNA replication checkpoint signaling; mitotic intra-S DNA damage checkpoint signaling; cellular response to ionizing radiation. NCBI's taxonomy places the organism in Eukaryota, Metazoa, Chordata, Mammalia, Rodentia, Cricetidae. Bases 170 to 1345 code for a protein of 391 amino acids. The transcript has 11 exons. Gene Ontology annotation, cellular component: checkpoint clamp complex.
GUGCCUCGGGUGGACCAAUAAGGAUGCGGAGGCCGGGCUGGCUUGGGGGAAGGGGACGGCGCGCGGGAAAAGAACUCAAGUCAUCCGUGGUGGCUGCUGGGACUCGCUGUGGGUUCUGAUCUGUCCUGGUAUGGUUGCAAAUUAGGGUCGAGUUCAGUGCUGGUGAGCCAUGAAGUGCCUGAUCACCGGCGGCAACGUGAAGGUGCUGGGCAAGGCUGUCCAUUCGCUAUCCCGAAUCGGGGACGAGCUCUAUCUAGAACCCUUGAAGGACGGGCUCUCUCUACGGACUGUGAACUCCUCCCGUUCUGCCUAUGCCUGCUUCCUCUUUGCCCCACUCUUCUUCCAGCAGUACCAGGUGGCUUCCCCUGGUCAGGACCUGCUGCGCUGUAAGAUCUUGAUGAAGUCCUUCCUGUCCGUCUUCCGCUCGCUGGCGAUGGUGGAGAAGACCGUGGAAAAGUGUUGCAUCUCCCUCAGUAGCAGCAACAACUAUCUGGUGGUCCAGCUCCACUGCAAGUAUGGGGUCAAGAAAACACACAACCUCUCCUUCCAGGACUGUGAGUCCCUGCAGGCCGUCUUCAACCCAUCCUUGUGCCCUCACUUGCUCCGUGCACCAGCGCGGGUUCUGGCAGAGGCUGUUCUGUCCUUUCCCCCUGCACUGACUGAGGUGACACUGGGCAUUGACCGUGGCCGACGGGUCAUCCUGCGCAGCUACCAGGAGGAGGAGGCAGACAGCACCAACAAAGCCAUGGUCACUGAGACUAGCAUUGGGGAGGAGGACUUCCAGCAGCUGCAUGCCCCUGAAGGGAUAGCUGUCACCUUCUGCCUCAAGGAAUUUCGGGGGCUCCUGAGCUUUGCAGAAUCAGCAAACUUGCCUCUUACGGUCCACUUUGAUGUUCCAGGCAGGCCAGUCAUCUUUACCAUUGAGGAUUCUUUGCUGGAUAGCCACUUUGUCUUGGCCACACUCUUAGAGCAAGACCCAUGUUCCCAGAACCUGUGCUCCCCAAAUCCUUGCCAGCCAGUACCUCAGAAGCAGGCUCACAGCAUACCCCACUUAGAUGACUUUACCAAUGAUGACAUCGACUGUUACAUGAUUGCCAUGGAAACCACCGUGGGCAGUGAGGGCUCCCGGGCACAGCCUUCCACUUCCCUCCCACCUGUCUCCCAGCCCUCCCAUGACCUUGCCCCCGCCUCAGAAGAAGAGGAGGAAGCUGAGCCCAGUACAGUGCCUGGAACUCCUCCACCCAAGAAGUUUCGUUCACUUUUCUUUGGCUCCAUCCUGGCCCCUGUACACUCCCCCCAGGGUCCCAGCCCUGUGCUGGCUGAGGACAGUGAUGGUGAAGGCUGAACUUGAAAAACCUGAAGCCUGUGCCCAAAGGACCAUGAACCAGAAAGGAGCCCAGCCACUGGCAGGGACUGGAACUUAGUGGGGUAGGCCCCACUUGGCUGUAUGCUGCAGUGCUGCCUAGGCAACCAUGUUUGGUCUGUUGUAUAUUAUUAACCCAACCUGUAUCAAUCAUGUCUCUUUCUGGUGCCCACCUACCACCUGACAGAUUCCUUACCUUUCUUACUGUAGAACCACAGGCCAGGCUCUAGGUAUCUAGCCAGAGCUAGAAAUUUACCUUCCUCUGGCUUGCCUGCCUCUUAAAAAAAAAGAACAAAACCAUACAAUCACAGUGCUAAUUAUCCUCUGCCAAUUGUGAACUAACUCGCUGUCAAACCUCUGGGACGGUCUGUGGUUGGUAGGAACGAUUUCUCUUUCUUUCCCAAUACUUGUGCCUUGGCUUGGUGUCCUAACAGCCUCUAGAACAAGUGUGCCACUGGGGUUGCUCUCAGGUAGCUUUGUGCCAAAGGGCUACUGGCCCACUGUCUGAAACAAGUGAGACAGAGGCCAUGCGAGAAUCCAGCUUUGACCUUUAUUCAAUAGACCAGAUGGGCCACCCCAGGAUCUGGCUGCCAGCCCUGCAAGGCUGGAGACCCACACUCUGAUCUGCCAUUGCCCUGAGCUGCAGCCUUGGCCCCAGGAUUCCACUUGCAGCCACCACAGGUGCUGGUGGGAGGGAGCCCCGGAGGAUUAGAUGCUGCUAUUGAUUCAUUAAAAAAGAAAGGAAAA